UUCCUGAGCCCCACAACUCAUCCCAGCCCCCUCCUCCUCCAAGAGCCCUGUUGCUAGGUAACAGAUGGGGGAGCCACAAAGAGGCAGCUUGAGAGGCCAGAGGCUGGACCCACAACAGGAAAUGGCCUUGAUCCCCCUCUGCAGGGAAUCUCCAGGUGCAGACACACAGAGCCUCACACACACUCACACACAAACCUGUCUCGAGACCCGGACACACACAUCACAGAGCCGUUCACACAUACUCCCAUACAAAGACCUGCAUACACACACACACACACAGGCACAUACACUCCCACACAGGGCUAUGCACGUUGUCAUACACAUGGACACAGAGGCACCUACUCACACAGACCACCUGAUACACACACGCAUACAGAGGAACACACAUACACGCUUGCACAGAAACAGCGUAUGCACGUACACACUCAGAAGACAUGAACACACACAGAGCCAUCACAUGCCCAGAGACACGCACCCACACCCAUAUACUCACAUAGACAUACAAACAUUCACAAGAGGCUGCACAUGCAUAGACAUAUCCACGGGGAACUCACAAAUACUUAGAGACACACAAAGAGACAAGCAUAUCCAAGCACUCUGAAGAAGUCACAAAAACACGAUGUACUGAAGCAAGAGGAGGCAAAAAUCGAUCGAUAAACACGGCAGCAGCCCAAAGCAGAAAACCAGCACACUAAGGGUAUACAGUCUGUCUGCAAACCUACGACAGCAGCUGGGAUGUAGACCCAAAGCAGGGCACCUGGAAUGGGCUGUGUGUUCUGCAAGAAGUUGGAGCCAGGGCCCAAGGAGGAUGUUGGCCUGGAGAGUGACUUCAGGGGCCAUGGGGCCACGGACCGCUAUGGCCCUGACCCAACUCAGGCCCGGACUGUGUCCUCCUUUGCCCAUAUCCCCAACUACAACUUCUCCACUCAGUCCACCAGCCCCGCCUUUCUCGAUGGGAACACCAUCAGGGGCAUCUCAGGGACUGGGGUGACCCUGUUCGUCGCCCUGUAUGACUAUGAGGCCCGGACAGAGGAUGACCUCCCCUUCACCAAGGGUGAGAAGUUCCACAUCCUGAACAACACUGAGGGUGACUGGUGGGAAGCUCGUUCUCUCAGCUCCGGACAAACUGGUUAUAUUCCCAGCAACUACGUGGCCCCUGUGGAUUCCAUCCAGGCUGAAGAGUGGUACUUUGGAAAGAUCGGGAGGAAGGAUGCAGAGAGGCAGCUGCUCUCCCCCGGGAACCCCCAAGGGGCCUUUCUUAUUCGUGAGAGUGAGACUACCAAAGGUGGCUACUCCCUGUCCAUCCGGGAUUGGGACCAGGCCAGAGGCGACCAUGUGAAGCAUUACAAAGUCCGCAAGCUGGAUACGGGUGGCUACUACAUCACCACACGGGCCCAGUUCCACUCCGUGCAGGAGCUGGUGCAGCACUACAUUGAGGUGAACGACGGGCUAUGCCACCUGCUCACAGUGGCCUGCACCACCAUGAAGCCGCAGACAAUAGGCCUGGCCAAGGACGCUUGGGAGAUCAGCCGCAGCUCCAUCGCUCUCGAGCGCCGGCUGGGCACCGGCUGCUUCGGGGACGUGUGGCUGGGCAUGUGGAACGGCAGCACGAAGGUGGCGGUGAAGACCCUGAAGCCGGGAACCAUGUCCCCGAAGGCCUUCCUGGCGGAGGCGCAGAUCAUGAAGAUGCUGCGGCACGACAAGCUGGUGCAGCUGUACGCCGUGGUGUCGGAGGAGCCCAUCUACAUCGUGACCGAAUUCAUGUGCCACGGUAGCUUGCUGGAGUUCCUCAAGGACCGGGAAGGCCAGGAUUUGACACUGCCCCAGUUGGUGGACAUGGCAGCCCAGGUGGCUGAGGGCAUGGCCUACAUGGAACGCAUGAACUACAUCCACCGCGACCUGAGGGCAGCCAACAUCCUUGUUGGGGAACGGCUGGUGUGCAAGAUCGCUGACUUCGGACUGGCCCGUCUCAUUGAGGAUGAUGAGUACAACCCCCAGCAAGGGGCCAAGUUCCCCAUCAAGUGGACAGCCCCGGAGGCUGCUCUCUAUGGCAGAUUCACCAUCAAGUCAGAUGUGUGGUCCUUUGGAAUCCUGCUCACUGAACUCAUCAGCAAGGGCCGAGUACCCUACCCAGGCAUGAAUAACCGGGAAGUGUUGGAACAGGUGGAGCAUGGCUACCACAUGCCAUGCCCCCCAGGCUGCCCAGCAUCCCUGUACGAAGUCAUGGAGCAGACCUGGCGUCUGGACCCAGAGGAGAGGCCCACCUUCGAGUACCUGCAGUCCUUCCUUGAGGACUACUUCACCUCCACAGAACCCCAGUACCAGCCUGGGGAUCAGACAUAGCCUGUUUGGGCAUUCGCCACCUUUCUGGGGUGCCCACCAAUCCCUUCCAGUCCCCAGGGCUCUGGUCCCAAAGCCCCCAGGCUUAGACCCCUAUAGGAUCCUAGCAUGUCGGAACAAGCAGGUUGCUCUGACACCACCUAGAGCACCCCACUCAUUUUAAAGAUGGGGCCAUUCCAGGCUUAGAGAUCAUCCCUGACUCUGGCCCCAAGCACUAUUUCUCCCCUUCCCACUUAGGCUCCUACCUCCAGACUCUCUUCCCACCUCUCCCCCAAAAGAAAUGCUCAGACUUUGUCUAGUUAUUUAUAAAAUUGUAUAUCCUUUCCAUCAAGCACCUCCUAUCCCUGCUUUUUUUACCGUAUCAUCCCACCCUGAGUUCACCUCCUACUCAGUUCUCUUGUGUCUGUAAGUUGCAAAGACAGGGUAAGUUUUUGCUGGAACCCUUUCCUGCUGGGUGGACGCUGUGGUCCGGGCCUGGGGUCCAAGCCCAGGGUGAGGGAGAGGCUUGCUGAGGACCCACCGCCUCUCUGAAUCACGUGCGUGUUUAUUGCUUUUUGUAAAUAAGAAAAGUGACAAUAUGAA
Messenger RNA from Lutra lutra (Eurasian river otter), 2922 nucleotides. RefSeq names its product FGR proto-oncogene, Src family tyrosine kinase (gene FGR). The record is from RefSeq and is a predicted model, not a curated record. Gene Ontology annotation, cellular component: extrinsic component of cytoplasmic side of plasma membrane. Gene Ontology annotation, molecular function: ATP binding; signaling receptor binding; non-membrane spanning protein tyrosine kinase activity. Lineage: Eukaryota; Metazoa; Chordata; Mammalia; Carnivora; Mustelidae. Gene Ontology annotation, biological process: innate immune response; cell differentiation; cell surface receptor protein tyrosine kinase signaling pathway. Bases 763 to 2343 code for a protein of 526 amino acids. The transcript is spliced from 12 exons.